AUGGCAAAGAGCGCAUUCAAGCAAGAGCAUGAUUUUGAAAAGAGGCGUGCAGAGGCUGCCAGGAUCAGAGAGAAAUAUCCAGAUAGAAUUCCUGUUAUUGUGGAGAAGGCGGAGAAAAGUGAUAUUCCCAACAUUGAUAAGAAGAAGUACCUUGUUCCAGCUGAUCUAACUGUAGGGCAAUUUGUCUAUGUUAUUCGCAAAAGGAUCAAACUGAGUGCUGAGAAAGCCAUUUUUAUUUUUGUUGAAAAUGUCCUACCUCCUACAGGAGCAAUCAUGUCAGGCAUUUAUGAAGAAAAGAAAGAUGCAGAUGGCUUCCUCUACGUUACUUAUAGUGGAGAGAACACAUUUGGAAAUGGAAUCGUACUUUAG
This is a messenger RNA of Oldenlandia corymbosa var. corymbosa, 369 nucleotides long. The record is from the annotation of a GenBank genome assembly. Lineage: Eukaryota; Viridiplantae; Streptophyta; Magnoliopsida; Gentianales; Rubiaceae.